AUGACGCGAGUUACGUACAAAGAUAGGCUGAAAUACGCUAGGGCUACGAAUCUGCUUCCUCCCUGGCCGAAAGAAGACAAGGGCGAACCCUACAGUAUCGUCGAAGCUUCCGCCAGCCCAAUGAAUAUCGACACUCCUACAGACUUCAAAACUCCAAAGUACAUCUCCCCCUAUAUCCUUGGCCUUGCCGCUCCCACCCCUGCCGCUCCCACCCCUGCCGCUCCCACCCCUGCCGACGCCCUCAGUUUUACUCCCCACACUGCCGUCCGGACCAGAGAUGGAGUCCAGGUCAUCUCCGAUAGUGAGACGUCGACAACGCCAGCGUCUGCCUUUCCGUUGAUCCACCAUAGAAGACAUCCUGUGUCCGAGACACUCCAGUCAUUCAAUCAAUGGCAGCCGCCGAAUCCCAAAAUUACCGCAACAGCUCGUAGUCUCCUUGAGCUCUUCAACGCCGACGAAGAACACUGCCGGACCGCCGUUAUUGCGGGAUCUGGACUGCCGGUCACAGUGGAGGCUGCCAGAGUGAGGAAAAUGCUGCUCAGCGCAAGAUUUAGGUCUGCGGCAAUGACCUGUGAGUGUUUUGAGUGUGGGGGUGCGUUUCUUGUGGAGGGUGGUUGUUUCUGGAAGCCAGAAACAUUGUAA
Messenger RNA from Morchella sextelata, 642 nucleotides. RefSeq lists its product as uncharacterized. The transcript has 2 exons. NCBI's taxonomy places the organism in Eukaryota, Fungi, Ascomycota, Pezizomycetes, Pezizales, Morchellaceae. The record is from RefSeq and is a predicted model, not a curated record. The coding region runs from base 1 to 642 and encodes 213 amino acids.